Molecule: messenger RNA, 707 nt
Organism: Pterocles gutturalis (yellow-throated sandgrouse)
Lineage: Eukaryota; Metazoa; Chordata; Aves; Pterocliformes; Pteroclidae
Product: acid ceramidase-like
Exons: 9
Molecular function (GO): N-acylsphingosine amidohydrolase activity
Source: RefSeq, a predicted model, not a curated record
UAUGGAGAAGAGUGCAGGAGUAAAACAUAUCCUCCUUCAGGACCAACGUUCAAAGGGAAUGUACCCACAUAUGUCAUAAAUCUUGAUUUACCUCCCAGCAAAAGAUGGGAUAACUUGAUGCAUGACAAAAAGACAGAGCUGAAGACUGUGGUCCAGAAUAUUAAAGAUAUAGCAAAUACCUUCUUCCCCAGUGGCAAAGUUGUUGACAUAGUGGAUAACAAAAUAGCUCAUCUGACCGCCACGCUUCCUUAUCCUUUCAAUGAAGAACUCCAAGGGAUUUCAAAUUCAUCUGGGAUUCCUUUGGGGGAAAUUGUUAUUUUUAACAUCUUUUAUGAAAUUUUUACUGUAUGUACAUCAAUAGUGGCGGAAGAUAAAACAGGGAAGUUGUACCAUGCCAGAAACUUGGAUUUUGGACUCUUUCUCGGGUGGGAUGUUAAAAAUAAUUCCUGGACUAUCACUCGGGAACUGAAACCUAUAGUGGUAAACUUGGACUUCCAGAGAAACAACAAAACAGUAUUCAAAUCUACAAAUUUUGCGGGAUACAUAGGCAUGGUGUCUGGAGUCAAACCAGACUUGUUCACUCUGACAAUGAAUGAACGUUUCAGUCUUGAUGGUGGUUAUAUUGGAAUCUUCGAAUGGUUUCUUGGUAGAAGAGAUGGUAUGUGGAUGGGCUUUCUUACAAGAACAGUAUUAGAGAAUGCUACGAG